AAGUAGAAUUUUGACUACAAACUCUCAUACUCGUUCUGCUUCUUCGCGUCGUUCAGAUGAAAUCUCCGCGCUUCUAUUGCGAAGAGGUUUUUCCUGCCUCAGCAUCCUCCACACUUCUAGCUGGACUCCACCGCUGCUCUGGACAGGUUGGCUCUGUGCGUUGGCAGUCACUUCCACUCAUCUGUUUCCUGUGUUGCUGGACACAGACGAGCACCUGGAAGCUCGGAGACACAACGGAACCGGUAUGAAACAUCCUUUCAGUCCAACAUCUCGAUCGGACUCAGAGCGGACCAGGAGCGGCGGACAAAUGGAUAGCGAGCCUUGCUGUGAGAUCGAGGACCACAGCGCAGUACUGGAGCAGUCACCGGGGGGCGCUCUGCACUCUUCACUUUUUAAACCCAAAAGGGAGAGGAAACAGCGGACCUACACACUGUGUGAGGUCUGCAACAUCCAGCUGAACUCAGCUGCGCAGGCGCAGGUCCAUUACAGCGGCAAAUCCCAUCAGAAGAGACUCAAGAAGAUCAGCAAUGGUAAAAUGGCAACAAGCACAGGUACAUCAGCCCAGGGCAGCCCUCUUCUUGCCUCUCUCCCUGUCCCGGGACGACCAGUUCAGCCUCAGCUCGACCUCAAACACCUCCUGCCCUUCAGGCUCAAUGGAACCUCCCCCCUUAGCCUCUUCCCCAACUUCAACACGAUGGACCCUGUCCAGAAGGCGGUGAUCAACCACACAUUUGGUGUCCCUCAACCCCUCAAGAAGAAACAGAUCAUCUCCUGUAACAUUUGCCACCUCCGUUUUAACUCCACGAACCAAGCAGAGGCUCACUAUAAGGGCCACAAGCACGCCCGCAAACUCAAAGCCAUGGAGACCCAAAAGAACAGGCAAAGGCGAGCUGGGGACGCCUCGUCCACGGGGAAGGAGAGGGACCGCGAGCGGGAACGAGACCGGAACAAGACGACCGCUUGUGAUGCGGCUCUUCCUGCAGUGAUGGAUACAAGCUUAGCGGAGGGAACAAGUCUUCAGUCUGAUCUGGAUCCAGCUAUCCUGGAAGGGAAGCUUGAGGAAAGUCCUCGAAGCUCCAUCAUGCUCACACCAGUAUCUGAGGUGUCCUCUGUUGAGCUGGUCACCCUUUCCCCACCUGAGAUUUCACCUUCCUCGCGUGUCUCGGAAACGGCGUCAGACACCAGCACGGUGGAGGUCCCAGAAGCUCCAGAGGCUGCAGACGGUGUUGGUCCAAGCACCGAGUCCAGCAGCGGAGUGGACAGCACCAACGGGGAGGCACAAACAGAUGAGGACAAAGAGCCCAAAAAGAGCAAAGCUCAUCUCCACUGCCCUGUUUGUAAAGUCACAGUCAACUCCAUCUCACAACUGGAGGCGCACAACAGUGGUACAAAGCACAAAAUGAUGUUGGAAGGUCACAGCGUUCUGCCCCGGCGCAGGGGCAAAGUGGUGGCAGCUCGAGCCGCCUUCAAGAGCAAGCGUCUGGGCAGCAAAGGCAGCGUCGGGCUGCCCAGCAAGAACUUCCAGUGUGAAGUUUGCGAGAUAUCUGUGAACUCUGAGACCCAGCUGAGUCAGCACAUGAACAGCAGAAGGCACAAGGAUCGGCUGGCCGGAAAACCCCCCAAACCCAAAUUUACCCCCCACAGUAAAACCCAACCAGGCUCCAGUUUAGCGAACGUGAGAUGGAGCGGCCAUGCAGGCGUGGCUGUGUCUGCCAUGAAGAAAGCCUUCGCCCAGUACAACUUCGCCUCCUUCUCCUCGCAGACCAAACUGGCGUUGCAGAAGCAGCUGACCAAGAGUUUGACAACUGGCUUCCUGCCCAGCCCCCUCACCCAACCAGCUCUGUGCACAGUGGCAACUAACCCAUUGGCUCUGCGCCACCCGGUGGGCACGACCACCUUCAUCCAGACCCCAUUCCUGGGCCCUGCACUGUUCCGGCCUGCCCCGGGGCCACUGCGGGCCACUCACACCCCAAUCAUCUUCUCCCCUUACUAAGGACUUACACAACCUUUUAGCUGAGCCCACCCCCACCCCCUCCUUCCUCCUGUCCCUUAUCCAGGACCCUCUUUAAGUGUGACCCACACAACAAAGGCCACAUGGAAACUAUGCAGCCCACCUGACUUUAAUGGGAAGAGUGCACAAGUCCUGAUGCUCACCAGGCCUGCUGACCUGAGAGUUGUUCUUACCAUAAAGGCCAAGAUCCCCCAUCAUGCCUUCUUUCUGCUCCUCUUAUAAUGACCUAAGAAGCAGGGCAGGCCUCCAGACAGUGACUGGGCCCACAAGGCCGCUUUUAUAGCCAUUUCAUGGAUCAACAUGGUUUAAGAUAUAAAUAUUAUUGUGUCAUUUAUUAGAGAACAAAUAUAGAAUAAGUCUAGAUGUAUGUUUAGUGUGGUUGCCACAAAAUAAGGUCCCUUUACUUGAUGCUCUUAUAAAAAAAUAUAUAUAUAUUUUUAAUUUUUGUUUUUGUUGGAAAGUUGGAAGCGUCACUCCAGGGCGUUGAAGCAGCAGAACAAAAGCCAUACCUGUAUGGCCACACAAGCCAGUUUCACUGAUCAGUGUUUUCAGCUAACGUCAUCAAAGGGUGCUGUCACAUGGCAUGAUGGCUUAUAUCAAGUAACCCACUGCCUCUAAAGGACAGACAUUGCAUGGAUCUGUUACUGCAGGUGUGACUUUCUGUUAAAUCUUUAUACUUUUCAUCAAACCCAUGGCUCCACAGUCCAUAACCUUCCAGAUUUGUCUCCAUUUCCCUGUGCUCAGAGAGAGAAAAAAAGCAUCAAAUAAGGUCCCGAAAAGGUCAGCUUGUCAGCUUGAUUUCAUUUCAAUUUACAGAUAUGACUUUAUAGUGGUUCUUGGUGCAUUAUUCAUGCAGUGCAACUGUAUCACUUUUGUUCUGGCCAAGCUGACAGCAUGCAAACAUUUUGCAGCAAAAGUCUUACUCUGCAAAAUGCUGUUGUUUUCUUCCACCUGUGUUUUUUUUUUUCCUUUUUCCUUCCCUCUCACGAUUGUUUUUGGGACCAUAGGGACGCCCCGACACUGUGCGCACACACACCUCUCAAACGUGAACGCCACACAAUGGACAACUUGAAGAUUUGAUUUGAAAGCUCGACAAAAACUUUGAGUGACGGUGGGUGGGAGUGCUGCUCGGGCAGAGUUUGAUUGGCAUCGGCGUCUACGCACAGCGUGGGAGGGAACAAAGCACAGUGCCAUGGCAACCACAUUAAAAGCACCUUAAAACUGAAUAACCUACAAAAGCAAUGAAAAUUUGUGUUGAUGUUCUUUUUUUGAUGUAGGUCUAUGUUUUACAAUCCCAUAUCCGUUUGAUGACAUUUCUGUUGGAAGAAAACAAUCAGGUGAGAAAGAUCACAUUAUAGUCUCCCUCAUUUAAAGCAAUAUAUUGAUUAUGUGUUUUUUGAUGUAUCAGUGGCUUUACCUAUUCUCUACUGUUAACUUCUGUAACCCUGACUGUAACAUUGGAUUCUGUGCCCUAAAAAAGCAAAGGGCUUUCUCUGAUUUGUCAGUGAAGAGUCGUCUGCAGUAAUAGGUGGUCCCGAUGCUGCCCUUGAUGCUUGAUGCUCACAGCCAGUCUGCACAUGUUGUGACUGUGGGUAUUUAUAGCAGAGAGGAUACUUCGCCGCGUUACACCUUUUCAGUGGAGCAGCAGAAAGGGCCUCUUUAUGACUUCCACGGCGCCAUCGGAAGCUGUCAUGAGCGCGGCAUCAACCGUCCUAUUACCGCUAUGUGCUCGUCUGCCGACUAACCUCUCCCACGCAGGAUCUCUGCUGACUCUUGCCAAAACGAACUCUUGGUGAGCUCUUUAAAAAAAAAAGGGACUUCAUGCCAAAACCUUUGGAAUUAUCACAGUGAUGGAGCAACCCCAUGCAUUUGUGUAACAUGUGUAGUUGUGCGUGACGCAGCAGUGCCAUCUGUCGUGCAAAACAUGUAACUGCCAUCCAGUGUCAGUGCUUCAACAGGACCUUUUCGUCGAUCGUGCAUUUAUUUUAAAGACUCCGAGGCCUUUCUGGGUUGGUAAAGCCACCGGGUCUCCCUCCCCCCCGACCAUACUGAUGUGAUUUCCCCCCUGUCGUCACAUACUCAGUGAACCAGCCAGCCUUUAAUCUUCACUGUUUGUUUCUGUUGCACAGCGAUAAAUCAACUUCUUUUAAAGUUUAGAGAUGACAGGUUAUUUGUAGAAAAUCAUAGAGUAACUAUAGAGAUUUUACCAGAGUCGCUAUUGUUAUCUGUAUUAUAAUAAUCUGCUAUAAUAGAGGAGAGAACAUGAUGUUAUUGUUGGCUCUUUCUGCAUACAUGGUAGGAAAAAUGCUUUGCUCCUUUUUUUUAAACGUUUUUUUAAGUUCUAGAGAAAAUUUUUCUUUUUAUUGUUAUUAUUAAUAAGCUUUUUUUUUUCAUCAUGUUGAGUGAAUUAUUAUCUCAAGGCCUUUUCAGAUCCUGAAGCCACAUGAGUCAGGCCUUCUCAGGGGUGACAGGUCGAGCAGAAGCAAACAUUAGCAUCCAUUCAGGGUUUCCCUCCACAGCUCCAGAGAGCAGGACACUGUACAUUUGGAUGGUCGAUAACAAAAAUACUAUGAAUAAAAAUACUUACAGUGUUGUACAUUAGAGAGAUUAAGGAUGGAUUUUGGAAAAUAAAGCUUUUAGAACUUGUAAGAAA
Messenger RNA from Oryzias latipes (Japanese medaka), 4664 nucleotides. RefSeq names its product zinc finger protein 385C (gene znf385c). Gene Ontology annotation, cellular component: nucleus. Gene Ontology annotation, molecular function: zinc ion binding; nucleic acid binding. NCBI's taxonomy places the organism in Eukaryota, Metazoa, Chordata, Actinopteri, Beloniformes, Adrianichthyidae. The record is from RefSeq and is a predicted model, not a curated record.